Molecule: messenger RNA, 1833 nt
Organism: Topomyia yanbarensis
Lineage: Eukaryota; Metazoa; Arthropoda; Insecta; Diptera; Culicidae
Exons: 2
Coding region: 193-1662 (489 amino acids)
Source: RefSeq, a predicted model, not a curated record
CGCGCAUAUAAUGUGCUGCUGCGGGUCUGAGAUGAGUCCGGGUUCGGUCUUUGAGAUUGGAAAUUUCCGUUUUUUGAUUCCGGGGGUGCACUAUAAAAAUCUACUUCUCCUCGGCGACGCAUUUCAGUGUCACGGCUAUCGCCCGCUAGUGUAGUUGGCAAGAUCCGGGAACCGGGUGUGCAGAUUUUCGAAAUGAAGAUACUUCUGACGCUGCUCGCGUUUGCGGUUUGCGCCGAAGCUGUACCUAACCUAGACUCGUUGCUCGGGUUUGCCCAACCAGCUUCAAGAGCAAGUCGGCCUUAUCUACCACCACCACCACCACCAUCACAUCAUCCAGCUCCAGCGAAUCCAGGAUAUGCUUCCUAUUACCAACAUCCUUCAGAACCGGUUCAUUCUGCACCUGCAUUCCCCGCCCCGGUCCAACAACCUCAAGUGAUUCGCGUAAUCCAGCCGGUUUACUAUAUUCCUCGACCAUCGCCUCCUGCUCCAACACCACAGCAUUACAGAAUGCCUCCACCUGCAUAUUCAAACAGUCAAUCCAUCCCUAAAACCGGAUAUUCCGUGGCGCCAACGCAGCCCUACACCCACAGCGGCAGUUCGAUCCCCAGCUCCUACUCCGUCGAAAUGUCUAAAUCCGAAGGUCAUUGGUACUCACUGCCCCCGGAAAGGAUAACGAUCGAGAAAACCAUAUCCCCGAUAUCGACGAUCGAAACUAGCGAAGCUGUGUUCGAACCUCGUGCACCAACGGUAAGCGUAGCACAGCCAACAUCGGUUGAGAUCACUCCACAAACUCUCAACAACCCGAUCAUUGUUUCCGAAUCCCCUGCCUACGAACCAGCUGCUCCCACGACUACCACCGCAGCUCCACCAACCGUCGAUCACACAGCGAUCACGGAACAGAUCGUGAACCAGGUGUCGCCGCACAUAAUUCAGCAAGCUAUUCCACUGGUAGUGGAUCGUGCCGUCCCACAGGUCGUCUAUCAAGCCCAGCAGGCAGCUCCCCAACAGCAGCAACAAUACAUUCACACCGAUCAGGGCGAACCGGUACAGAUAGUCACUCCACUGAAUCUUCACCAGCAGCCAAAGCAGGACGACAAGGUGUACAUCAUGUACGCCACAUCGAUACCGCAGGGCGAAUCGUACGAUCAGUUCCAAAACAAUUUCGACAUUCGCGGUCAGUACGACGAUGCGGAAAAUCUGGUGAUCCCAACUGGAAAUCAGCAGCAGCAGUCACAGGCACAAGCACACAGCUCACAGUCGGCGGGGGAAAUCAUCUUCGAGAAGGCUAUCGAUACUGGUGACAAUGUGGAAGAAGAUCGCCGAGAUUCGGCCGGUGUCAGUGAGCAGAUAAUUCGGAAUUUCCAGCUGGAGAAUCUGGCUCACCAGCAGGAGUUCGGUAGCGUGGGUGAUUUUAGUGGUGGUGGUGCGUUCUCAAGCAGUAGUGCAGGGGCUAGUGCUAGUAGCAGAGGUGACCCAAGGAACGGUGCUAGCAGUAGCAGUUUCAGCAGUUCGAGCUCCGGUGCUGGAGGCAGCAGCAGCAGCAGUUCAAGAGCCGGUGCUAGCAGCAUUAGUUUUAAUGCCGGCGGUAGAAGCAGUGGCUUCAAUGCCGGUUCUAUCAGCAGGGCGAGUUCUAGUAGCAGUGCGAAUGCUGAGUCUCGAUGAGGUCAAACCUGGGGAUCCAAAGUAGUUGGCUGAUGAACCAAAAAUUGGCUCGAGGGCACCAUUGAUGACGUUGUGUGGAUGUAGGACGUUUAUUUAUACUGAAAAUUGUGAACAUUGAACAGGAGAAUUCCGUGCCAUAAGUUAAUUGUAUAAAAUAUAAACUAGCAUGAC